AUGGUAAUCGUACUGUACAACGUUGUAGGAAGCCCACCAUGCUUCUUUAUUCGUUCCCUAGCUAAGGAAAUUGGCCUCAAUUUGACUCUUAAGAAUAUCGACUUCAAGAGUGGCGAUCAUCUGACCAAGGAGUUCCAGAAGGUCAACCCCUUCCACAAGGUGCCCACGAUUGACGAUGACGGAUUUGUGGUUUACGAAAGUAACGCCAUCGCCUACUACCUGCUGCGCAAGUACGCUCCCGCGUGCGAGCUGUACCCGGACUGCCUCAAAACCCGGACCCGGAUCGACCAGGUGCUGGCCGCGGUUUCCGGAAACAUCCAACACCACGCAGAAGCUUUCUUUCGUCCUCGUUUUCUUGACCAGUCAAAACCAGACGACGAGGAUGUGCUUACCUUCGAGGGAAAUGUCAUCAAAGGCCUAGAGCACCUCAUCGGCGAAGCAAAGUACGCUACUGGUGAUCGAUAUACCAUUGCUGAUUUAUGCCUCGUUGGUGAAAUCCUUGUUGCUCUCGAGAACGGUUCUGUGGAGAAAAGUAAUUUCCCCAAGCUGACUAGCUACUACGAGCGCGUCAAGGCUGCGCUGCCAUACUUCGAGGAGAUAUACACACCGAACGUCGACGUCAUCAAGCGCGUGUGGAGUGAGCUAAAGUAAACAUGAAGUGCGGCUGUGGGAAAAAAGCCGGGAAUGGUUCCUUCUCAAAGUGCGAAGCAAAAGGACUCUGGCUCAAAGUGUGCUUGAGUCUGAGUUCUGUAAGGGUUUUUGCAUAUUAAACGGUUA
Messenger RNA from Dermacentor andersoni, 777 nucleotides. RefSeq names its product glutathione S-transferase 1-1-like. Gene Ontology annotation, biological process: glutathione metabolic process. NCBI's taxonomy places the organism in Eukaryota, Metazoa, Arthropoda, Arachnida, Ixodida, Ixodidae. Gene Ontology annotation, molecular function: glutathione transferase activity. The record is from RefSeq and is a predicted model, not a curated record.